Molecule: messenger RNA, 6879 nt
Organism: Xiphias gladius (swordfish)
Lineage: Eukaryota; Metazoa; Chordata; Actinopteri; Istiophoriformes; Xiphiidae
Gene: met
Product: MET proto-oncogene, receptor tyrosine kinase
Exons: 21
Coding region: 268-4545 (1425 amino acids)
Biological process (GO): nervous system development; cell migration; cell surface receptor protein tyrosine kinase signaling pathway
Cellular component (GO): membrane; signaling receptor complex
Molecular function (GO): ATP binding; protein binding; transmembrane receptor protein tyrosine kinase activity
Source: RefSeq, a predicted model, not a curated record
GCGGUCAGUCAGUCGGCGCCGAGCCCCGCAGAUCUCAGCCGGAGUGCAACGAACUACAGUUUAACGACCGGAAAACAGGCAAAGUCGGUUUUGGGUUGUGCUGGGUUUUUUUUUUUGCCUUCUUGUUUUUCCCAGAAUUAAGGAGCGAAGAGAAAAAUUCCGAACGAUCGGUUCGGACUUGAUGUGAAAGAAGGUCCCGCUUUUGCAGAGACCAGUGGAAUAUGAUUUGAACCAAGGGGACUGGCUACACUGUUGCUCGCUAACAGGAUGCAUCUCGGUUCGCUUCAUGCCGUCAUGCUGCUGUGGGCCCUGUGCUCCAGUACGCAGGAACAGUGUGAUAAAUCAUCAGACAUCAACAAACUCAACCUCUCGGUCACCUACGAGCUCCCGACAUUCACUGCGGACUUCCCCAUCCAGAACAUGGUGACCCUGGAUGGGAUCAUCUAUGUCGGGGCCGUGAACCGAAUCUACGCCCUGGCCCCAAACCUCACGAAGCUCUCGGAGUACCACACGGGGCCACUGCUUGCCAAUGAGACAUGCGGCCAGAGGCUGACAAGGACGGGGGGCAACGGCAGGGUGGACAACCACAACAUUGCCUUGGUGGUGGAGAACAUUUACGACAAGGGGCUGUACAGCUGCGGCUCAGCAGACAAUGGUGUUUGCCGCCGUCACGUCCUGGAUGAUGACAUUAGCCCGAAAACUGUAGACGAACAGGUCUACUGCUUCGCCGACAAGGUGGGGCAAGGCAAGGGUCAACCCAGCGACUCGGAUGUUGUGGUCAGCCCCUCGGGCUCUCAGGUGCUCAAUGUGGAGAGCAACGUCAUCAAGUUUUUUGUCGGGAACUCUGAGAUCCCCGGCUUAGAAAACGUAUCGGGCAGUGCAGCGCAUCCCCACACCAUUUCUCUGCGGAAGAUGAAGACGAGCCAAAACGGCUUCACUUUCUUCUCCAACCACUCGUACAUGGACCUGAUUCCAUCUCUCCGUGGAAACUACUACCUGCGCUACAUCUACUCGUUCCACAGUGGACCUUUCACCUACUUCCUCACCGUGCAGCGGGUCAGCAGGGACUCUCAGGCCUACCACACCCGCAUCGUUCGCAUGUGCUCCUCAGACCUGGUGAUCCGCCGCUAUGUGGAGAUGCCCCUCGAAUGCAUCAGCACUGAUAAGAGGCGGCGACGUUCCACGGAAGAUGUGAAGGUGUUCAACAUCCUGCAGGCGGCACACGUCACCAAGGUGGGCAACGAUGUUGAACUGCAGAAGCAGCUGAAGGUGGAAGAGGGCGAUGAUGUGCUGUUCGCUGCCUUCGCGCGGGGAAAGCGGAAUUCUCCAGAGCCGACCGCAAACUCGGCCGUCUGCAUCAUGUCACUGAAGCACAUCAACAAGAUGUUCAAGAUGUACAUGCAGAGGUGCAACACAGUAGACCCGUAUCACUUCACUGGAUCAGACAAGAAGUCCUGCUACAAUGUGAGCUCCUCCGACGACUGUGACCCACAUGAGGGAAUCCACCAAGGGAAAGAGGGCAAGUACCGCCUGCAGGUGACACAGUUUGUCCAAAGGUUGGAGUACUGGCACAAAGAGCUGACAAACACCUUGGUGACCACUAUCACUGUGCUACCAGUCCAUGGCCGCGCAGUGGCCUACCUGGGCACCGCCGAUGGACGCCACAUACAGGUGCUGUUCUCCCGAUUUGCCUCUCCUCAUGCCGACAUCCGCCUGGACUCGAGACCCGUCUCCUCCAGUGUGGUACUGCUUGACGACAGCCACUCAGAGGGAGCCCUGCUAAUGGCCACGGGAAACAAGAUCACCAAGGUCCCUCUGAUUGGCCCCGGCUGUGGUCAGCUGACCACCUGUACUUCCUGUUUGCUGUCGUCACGGGUGACUGACUGUGGCUGGUGUGAUGGACGCUGCACCAGAGCCAACCAGUGUCCCUCCUCCGUCUGGACACAGCACUACUGUACACCUGUCAUUACUAAGGUUUUCCCCACCUCCGGGCCAAUACGAGGCUCUACGACGGUGACAAUUUGCGGGCGCAACUUCGGCUUCGACAAGACGGAGAGCUUCAAGGCCUCCCUGGUGACUGUGGAGGUGGCGGGAGCUCCCUGCAAACUGCCCAGACAAGACAACGUAAACAGGUGGACUGAGAUACAUUGCUCCCCAGUGUUCAGUGGGAACUUCACCCCAUCGGGCAGCACAGUGAAGGUCACCACUGGCAACAAGGUAGCAAAGAUGGAGGCCUUCACCUUUGUGGAACCGGUGAUCGACGAAAUCUUCCCAACAUUUGGGCCCAAAUCCGGAAACACCAUGCUGACCAUCAGAGGAGCCUUCCUGGAUACUGGGAACAGGCGAGAGGUGACUGUUGGGAAAGCAGCCUGUACAAUCAAGAGCUCGUCGUCUACCAUGCUGACCUGCAAAACACCUCAUACUGUUGUUCCCUCCGAGCAACCCGUGAAGCUGACGGUGGAUUCAGUGGAGCUCCACGCCCCCAUGCUGUUCACCUACAACCUAGACCCCAUCAUACAAAGCAUCCAGCCCUCACGCUCCUUUGUCAGCGGAGGCUGCACAGUGUCGGCUCACGGCUCCUUCCUCCAGUCCGGCCUCCAGCCCCAGAUGGUCCUCAAAACCAGUCAGGAUGCUGGGGUCUUCCAUGUGAGCUGUGUGUAUGGUGAGAACAGGACGUCCAUCCAGUGCACCACACCCUCUCUGGCUAAACUGGCCCUGCAGCCGCCGGUCGUCACCAAGGUGGAGUUUGUUCUGGACGGCUACUCCACGAGUCAGUGGGACCUGAUCUACGUGGAGGACCCCCUUUUCCAGGACCCCAAGCUCACCUCAAAGGACAACAAGAGCAUUGUAGAGCUCAAGGGUGACCGGAUGGACAGGGAGGCGAUGAAGUGUCAGGUUCUGACUGUUUCCAAUCACAGCUGUGAGAGUCUGACUCUGGUUGGAAACACUCUGGAGUGUACCGUGCCCACCGAGCUGCAGGCCACCACCGCCAAGGUGCUGCAGGUGGAGUGGCGCCAGGCGGACUCUAUCAGGCAUCUGGGCAAGGUGACACUGGCGCAGGAGCAGGACUACACGGGCCUCGUCGUGGGCUGCGUGUGUGUCAGCGUGCUGCUGCUGAUGCUGGGAACGCUGCUGAUGUGGAGGAGGAACAAGCACAUCGACGAUCUGUCUGAGGUGUGGUAUGAUGACCGGGGUCACAUCCAGCAUCUGGACAGGCUGGCUAACGCGAGGAGCGUCAGCCCCACUAAUGAAAUGGUCUCCCACGAGUCAGUCGACUAUAGAACAACCCUGCUGGAGGAUCAGGGCACCGACCGGCCCGAGACAUGCCGGGCGGCUCCUCCCAUCUACGGAGGCAACGGGGAGCUGCUCUCUCCCAGACUGGGGUCACUGGCCGGAGGAAUGGGGAUGGGUCUUAGGAUGGAGGGCGAGCUGGUGUCACCCCUGCUGAUGGCCCCGGUCCACAUAGAUCCAUCCUGUCUCCACCCAGACCUGCUGACUGAGGUGCAGCACGUGGUGAUCGCCAGGGAGCAGCUGCUGCUUCACCUCAACCAAGUCAUUGGCAGAGGUCACUUUGGUUGCGUUUUCCAUGGAACUCUGCUGGAGCCAGACGGGCAGAAGCAACACUGCGCCGUCAAGUCCCUGAACCGCAUCACAGAUCUGGAAGAGGUGUCCCAGUUCCUGAAGGAGGGGAUUAUCAUGAAGGACUUCAGCCACCCCAACGUCCUCUCUCUGCUGGGAAUCUGCCUGCCACCCGAGGGCUCGCCACUAGUGGUUCUGCCCUACAUGAAGCACGGCGACCUGCGCAACUUCAUCCGCGACGAGUCACACAACCCGACUGUGAAAGACCUGAUGGGCUUCGGGCUGCAGGUGGCCCGAGGGAUGGAGUAUCUGGCCAGCAAGAAGUUCGUCCACCGAGACCUCGCCGCCAGGAACUGCAUGUUGGAUGAGAGCUUCACGGUGAAGGUGGCAGACUUUGGCUUGGCCAGAGAUGUUUAUGAUAAAGAGUAUUACAGCGUCCACAACAAGAGCGGAGUCAAGCUGCCCGUCAAAUGGAUGGCUUUGGAGAGUCUGCAGACACACAAGUUCACCACCAAGUCAGACGUGUGGUCGUUUGGCGUGUUGCUGUGGGAACUGAUGACCCGCGGAGCCCCGCCAUACUCCGAUGUGAACUCCUUCGACAUCACCGUGUUCCUCCUGCAGGGGAGGAGGCUGCUGCAGCCCGAGUUCUGCCCUGACGCCCUCUACACAGUGAUGAUCGAGUGCUGGCAUCCAAAGCCGGAGCGCCGGCCCUCUUUCACCGAGCUGGUGUCGCGCAUCAGCGCCAUCUUCUCCAGCUUCAGCGGGGAGCACUACGUCCUGCUCAACACCACCUACGUCAACAUCGAGAAGAUGAGUCCUUACCCCUCCCUCCUCGCCCACUCCUCCACCAAUCCCGCGUCCCCCUCCUCGUCCUCCUCCUCCUCCUCCUCCGACCCCUCCACCUCCACGUCCCUGCCUUCCCAGUCCCCCUUCUUUUGCCACGUGGAGCGAGAUUGCUGCACCUGAGAAGAGGAAAACGGAGGGGGGGGGGGGAAUGGCAUCCUCAGAUAUGGAGGAAACGAUCAAGGAAGAAAGCAGUGAGGUGAUGAAGAACUACUGUAUGUACUUGCCAAACACUGGACACCGUAUGCUGAGGAAAAACACAGAGCUCUGACUGUUGACUCAAUGUACAUAGAUCCUCGACCUUUGACCUUCUCAGCCUCCGCGAACUACGGGGCUGACCUUAUCGCCUUCUGUCAACCUUUCUGAGUGGCUGGAGGUCGGCCUUCCCGCGUCUUCUACAGGACAAUUACAAGUCACGGGAACGCCUCCUCGGAGAUUUCCAGCGGACGAAGCCACUGUCACAGGAGCACAACGCUAUUCGUCAAACACCCCCCAAAAAAAAAAAAACAAAUAAAAAAACCCCCCGCUGACUGCUGUGCCCACACGGGGAGAGAGGAUAGAUUUGAGGAUUCUGCUCUCGUCUGGGUGGUGUGUGCUUCCAUCCGCGGAUGUGGUAACGUGAAUGUUCGACAAAUGGCCGUGUAUUGUGUCGCAUAGAAAGAAAAAAAAAAAAAAAAAAAAUUCCACGCCUCCCCACGCUAUAAAUUAGACCGUACGCCUCCCUCAUACGCCCGAGAGACAAUGGAGCCCGCUGCGAUAGAUUUUCCGCCUUGGGUGAGUAAACCAAGGCGCGCUGGAGAUCGACAACGGCAGGUAACGGGAAAUGGCAGAGUGUAGGUGUAAGGUGGGAUGUGUUUUUUAAAAGAAACCACAAAAAAAAACAAAAAAAAAAACCAACUGCUGCCAGCUUGCAGUUCACUGGAUGCUUUAUUUGUAUAAUUAUCUUUGGAAAAUUAGCUUUCAAUGUGCUUGGUUUAAGAAAAAAAGAAGAAAAAAAAGCAAAACGUUGCGGUCUCACCGUGACUCACCUGUGUGGGAUCCCCAGAUGUUUCUGAGUGACGCACCUUUUAUUUUCCUUUAUAUUGUUUUUGUUUUUGAACCUGAAACGUCCCGUCAUGUCAAAACACUACAACUCUUGACAGCAUGAACGCGCUUGAAAGCUUUGAGGUUUUCUUGGCAGGAAGAAGGAGAAGACAUGAGAAUCAUGUUCUGGGUUUUUUUUUUUUUUUUUUUGGCUUUUUUUUCGGGGGGGGGGUUUGUUUUGUCUUGUUUGUUUGUUGAUGAACCGUCUAAGUUGCUUACUGUUCGUCAGAUCUGUGUGCGUUUGGUAUAACUUACAUGUGACUGGCAGAGAACGGGCUCUCCCUGACAAAACGAUGAAUACAGUUUGCAGCCAGAGGGGUUUUUUUUUUAACUGGCGUUUGCUGCGUUUAACCUAAGAGCCGUUUUAUCUUCAGCGUUCUAUCAAUUAAAUCACUUUUCUGCCCCCUAAAGAGCUUCAAGUGAAACUUUGACCUGUUCAUAUGGCUUCAAACCAGGAGUGUGUUAUGAUGCAACUAUCGGUGACGGCCUUAUAUCACUGUAUCCUUCUGAUAACUGCCCAUUAAGUCAUUAUGAAGAAAUAUUUUAAUGUUAAAGACUAUACCAGGGUGUUUGCAGAAUUUAGUUUCUUAACUACAGAUUGUAUACAAUUUAAACUUUUGUUGACCAUUUUCUAAAGCAUGUCAGAGUUUUAGAUUUUUGGAUUUUUUUUUUUUCUUUCUACCCUUUCAGGCAGCCAUUGACUUCCAUUCAUUUUAGUACAAUACAAAACUGUUUAACAGAUUCUUGAAGCUCUCUCGAGUCGUGUAAUCCAUCAUCUGUCUCUUUGCGUUGUCCGUGUUGUGUUUUAAUGCCGUUCAAGUGCAGUUUUUUGUGAGCACAGCAACAUAAUGUAACAUGGGGUUGUGCCAAUUCGUGAUCAUAUGGGUUAUCGGCCAUUGAAGAGACAGCCGCCAAUGGCUAUCGUUCCUCCUGAUAUUAAGAAAAUUUAUUUUAGGGGCAGGUGGGACAAACUUUCUUCAUGAAUUGUAUGAAAAUCUUUAAUCAGUCUUGCUGCAGUGAUCCACUAAUAAUUUACUGAAUUUGUGUUUAGUAAAUUCUAAUCAUGUAUAAACUACCUACAUAAUUAAUGUGAAACGAAUCUGAUGGAUUACACAAUUCAAGCAAGUUUUAAGAAAUCUGCUGAAAGUUUUCAUUCUCACACAGAAAAUAAUGCAAACUAACGGUCGCCUGGAAUGAUGGAACAGAAUACAUCCGAUUUUCUAAAAGGCAGCAGCCUGAUGUAAAGAGUUGUUAACUGUGACGUAAUGUAAACAUACUUUGUGGUAAAUGGGCUAAAAUUGCAAAAUACUGUUGUGGUUUCUUCUUUGCUUUUUGUAUCAGAUAAUGUUUUUGUUUUUUGUUUUUGUUUUUGAA